Messenger RNA from Nematocida minor, 2610 nucleotides. RefSeq names its product ribosomal RNA-processing protein 12. Bases 1 to 2610 code for a protein of 869 amino acids. NCBI's taxonomy places the organism in Eukaryota, Fungi, Microsporidia. The transcript has a single exon. The record is from RefSeq and is a predicted model, not a curated record.
AUGAAGCAGCCGGUAGAGGAGCAGACUGAUAGAACAGUAAAAAUACUAGAAGGAAAAAUCAGAGAAAUAAUAGAAAAAGAGGGCAAGCAAGCCACCAACGAGGCCAUGUGGCACGGCGCCUUUGAUCUACUCAAAGAGUCGCUCGACACAAGCGGAGCCUACGUAGACGAAAGUCUUAAAAUAGCCUCCAAGUACGCCCCAGAGCAGCUAAACGAGAGAGCCAACGAAGUAAGAGAGUAUCUGUCAAAACUGGCGCAUUUAACAAACGAGCAGAAAUGGAAAGAGAAGGACUUCUAUCAGCUCAUGCUCAAGACAGUGUUCACUCCAGAGGCAUACACUGACUCAGACCUGGUGGACAAAGUCAUUGACCUGUGCACAAGCACAUCCCCAAAGAUAAGGAAGAGAGCUCUUCCUGUUCUGAGAAGGGUGAUAGAGCACGAAAACACAGCUGCACAGGAGAGCAAGACAUUCAACAAAAUAGUUGCAAAGGUAGAGGCUCUUUCUGCCAGCAAUGUGGAGUACUCUGGGAAAAUAAUAUCCAUUCUCGGGCAGCUACAGCAGGAGAUAGCAAAGUACGGAGCAACAGAGAGAAUGCUGGAGAUAGCGCGCGCAAUCCAGGAGGCAUCGCCAAAGAUGAGCAUCCCUGCCAUCACUUUCAGCGAGUUUCUGCUCGCAGCCAACCCUGCACAGUACCUAGACAAACACAUCUUCCUCGCUGAAGCAUCAGCCCACAAGGGAUGCACCACAGCUGAGGAGCUCUCCAUUCUGAUUAAGUAUCUGAUAGCCAUCUUCAAAAACAGCUCAGUGCACUCGUUCCAGACAGGAGCUGAGUUUGUGCUGGAUGCAGAAGGAUCUCCGCUUGAGCAAAUGGUCAAAGACGUACUGAAAGCAGAAAUGGACAGGUCUCUGCCAAAUAAAAUAGACGCAGAGGUGUAUGCAGUGGUACACGAGCUCGUCUCAACACUGAAGUCGCGCAUGUUCCCAGGAUUCAAAAAAGUGAUUGUCCUUUUGGCUCAGUACUGCUUCAAAGAGAACGACCUCAGAGUUGCCAAAGACAUAGAGAUUAUCAUAGGAAGCAUUGGAGUCGACAAGUUCAUGAAAACCAUCAAGGAAAAAGAGUUCUACUUCUGGCUGCCCAUGAUAAAGGCUGCAGUGCACUCCACAGACAUUGAGGUGUUCGUGCGCAGAUUCGUCCCAGAGAUACAGGCGCUGAAGAACGCAGAGGACAAGAAAGAGAUAUACGAGGCCCUGUGGUCCUGCUUCCCCUCUUUCUGCCGCGGCAUGAAAGACUCCAGCGGCCUACUUAAAUCGCUCAUCCAGCAGAUUCCACUGUACCUGAACAAUCCUGCAGUUAGGGGAUACAUCUGCCAGGGGCUCUCUGUGCUUGUUGAAGAGUCGCAGAGGGAGAUGGUUGCACACCCAGAAUCAGUGCCAUUCCGCACAGGCAUUCUGAAGACGCUUUCAUCUGCUGUGGACAUAUUUGAGAAAAUACUCUUCAGAUUCAAGAAAGACCAGACAGAGAAUGAAAGAGAAGCCAUUCGAUCGCUCUCCAAGGUUGUAGACCCAGAGUGGCAGAACAAGUACUACUCGAACAUAAUCAACACAGCCUUUGUGACAGUUGGAGAGCUGCACACAGGAGAGCUGAGACCCAACCUAGAAAGAAAAGAGACAGACGUGCCAGAGCCAGAGAGAAUAUUCAUUGACAAUGCGCCAGUGCUCGAAGUAAUAGCAGGAGCUCUCGUUGGAAACAGCACAGUAACAGAAGGAACACUAAGAUACAUCGUGUCCACCCACCUAAGAACACAAAAGAUGGCAUACAAGGUGCUGCUUGCGCUUGUGCAGGCUGGAUUUGUGUCAAACUCCCUGGUUGACUUCUUCAUGGACCCAAGAACUGACCAAGUGCUCUUCCACUGCAGUAGACACCUGAGACUGCAGGUGCUGCACACACUUAUCAAGCAGUGUGGGGUAAAUGAUGACGCCGUUAUAUGCCGACUAAUAUUCGAAGUCAUCAGAGCAGUGCGAACAGAGGGAGGGCGCAACAGAAAAGUGUCAUUUGACAUUGUGAAUGAGAUGGCAGUUACGUACCCAGCGGAUAAGCUCAAUGCAGUGUGCAAGAUGGCUGCAGCAGGCAUCCCAGGGGGCCUUGUUGACUACCAGGCUGGAGCAAUCGUGACUCUCACGUCAUUUAUGUACCACGGGAGAGAGAAGAUCUCAGAAGAGGUGAUGGAUAUGGCAUUCGAUAUGAUGGAGUCUCUUUCAGCGGACAAGAAGUACGCAGUGGCAAAGGCCUCGAUUGGGCUCAUGUCUACUCUUCUGAUAGAGCUGGAUCAGUUAGACAAGUACAUGGAGAGAGCGCUCAUCUGCGUGGACAGGAUAAUAUUCCACUUCAAAAUGAAGCUGCACGAGAACCUCAAGCUCCUCCUGAGAAAGAUAGCAGAGAAGAGAGGAACAUGCGACUUCUCGCACCCGCAGAAAACCCUGCUAAACCACAGGCCCGUGAACAGACAGGAGGAGAGGGAGAGAAUAGUCACAGACAGAGACGGGAAGAUGCGGAUAAAAGAGCAAUCUAUCGUAGACGCACCGAGAAGAAAGAAAGUGAGGAGAGACUAG